GGAAAUGAGCACAGGUGGACACUCUCCAGCUGGCCGGUCACCACGGCCAGGAGCAGAUCUUCGGAGCCGAGGAGAGGUCAUGAUGCCCCCAAAAAGGAAGUGGGCACUGCCCGCACUCCCAGAUCCCAACCAGGUAGGUUUUAGGACCCAGAGCUGACGGCCUGCCCCCUGGAGAAGGGAGACACUUGUGGGUGGCGUCUGCAUUCCGACAGGUGGAGUCUCCCCAGCUAGGAGGAAGUAAGUGGCCCCGGCAGGGCAGCCGGCAGCCAGGUGCACACCUGUUCCCUGCCUGCUCCCUCCUGUCCCUGUGCUCUGCCGGCGUUGGACUCAGAUUGUGUGCCCAGAGGAAGAGCGGGAGCCUUGCCACCAAGAAGGCCGUGCACGCCAGUCCCAGCGGUGGUAGGCUGGCCGCUCAGCCGUGGCACUGACCCGGUCAGCGGCGGGGGAGCCGGGUGGCCAUGCUCUGGGGACUCAGGGGCCCCAGGCCAGGCGGAGAUGAGGCAGACAGGGAAGCCAAAGCGUCAGAGGCUGGAGGACGCGUCGCGGGUGGUGGUGUCCAACCUGCCCUUCGAAGGGCUGCCCCGCCGAGAGAACCCCAACGGCCACUACCGGGGGAACCGUGUGCAGACCAGCAAGUACACGCCGCUGUCCUUCCUGCCUAAAAACCUCUUCGAGCAGCUCCACCGCUUUGCCAAUUUCUACUUUUUGGGCAUCGUGGUGCUCAAUUUCGUGCCCGUGGUCAACGCCUUCCAGCCCGAGGUAGCCACCAUCCCCCUCUGCCUCAUCUUGGGGUUCACUGCCAUCAAGGAUGCUUGGGAGGACGUGCGGCGCUACCGGUCAGACAGACUGAUCAACAGCCGCGCAUGUGUGCUCUACAGCAGGAAAGAGCGGGGCUACGUGCAGAAGCGCUGGGAGGAUGUGCGCGUGGGCGACUUCGUGCGGCUGCAGUGUAACGAGAUCGUCCCGGCGGACACCCUCCUGCUGUGCUCCUCGGACCCCGGUGGCCUCUGCCACCUGGAGACCUCCAACCUGGAUGGGGAGACCAACCUCAAGCAGCGGCGGGCAGUGGAGGGCGUUGCCUGGCAGGGGGGCCACCUGGACCCAGAAAGCUUCUGUGACACCAUCGUGUGCGAGAAACCCAACCAUCACCUCAGCAGGUUCAGGGGUUACCUGGAGCACCCGGACCAGACUCGGACGGGCUUCGGCAGUGAGAGCCUUCUGCUCCGCGGCUGCACCAUCCGGAACACCCAGCUGGCCGUCGGCAUCGUGGUCUACGCUGGCCACGAGACCAAAGCCAUGCUCAACAACAGCGGCCCAAGGUACAAGCGCAGCAAGAUCGAGCGGCGCAUUAACACCCACAUCUUCUUCUGCAUCGGCCUCCUCUUCCUCUUGUGCCUCAUCGGAGCCGUAGGUCACAGCCUGUGGAACGCCACCUUCGAGGAGCACCCUCCCUUCGAUGUGCCAGAGGCCAACGGGAGCUUCCCGCCCCUGGCCCUGGGCGGUUUCUACAUGUUCCUCACCAUGAUCAUCCUGCUCCAGGUGCUCAUCCCCAUCUCCCUGUACGUGUCCAUCGAGCUGGUGAAGCUGGGCCACGUCUUCCUCCUGCACCACGACCUGGACCUGUACGACGAGGGCAGCGACGCGGGCAUCCAGUGCCGCGCCCUCAACAUCGCCGAGGACCUGGGCCAGAUCCAGCACAUCUUCUCCGACAAGACGGGCACGCUGACGGAGAACAGGAUGGUGUUCCGGCGCUGCAGCAUCGCGGGCGGAGAGUACGCGCACCAGGAGAACGCCAAGAGACUGGAGAUGCCACAGGAGCGGGACUCAGCCAGCAGACAGUGGGCCCAGUACCAGAGUCUGUCCUUCCCGGCCAGCCAGGCCGAGGGUUCCCCCGCGAGGAGAGGCCAGGGGGCCAUGCAGCCCCUGAGACGAAGCCAGAGUGCCCGGGCGCCCCUGCAGGGCCACGCCCGACAGACGUCUGUGGGGCGCUGGGAGAGCGGAUGGCCCAGCGUGGCCUUCAGCAGCCCCCUGGAGAGAGAGGUGAGCCCCGACGGGGGCCUGCAGGCCCGGGUGCAGGAGGCCAGCCUGUGGCUGCACGCACUGGCCAGCGCCCAGGGCCCCACCGGGCCCGCGCCCUCGCCCGCCUCCUUCGUGGCCGACUUCUUCCUCGCCCUGACCAUCUGCAACUCGGUCAUGGUGUCCACCGCCUCGGAGCCCCCACACAGGGUCACCUCGCCGCCCGCCUCGGCCCUGGGCACGUCCCUGGAGAAGAUCCAGCAGCUGUUCCAGAAGCUGAAGCUCUCGAGCCUCAGCCAGUCUUUCUCGUCCACGUCUGACUCGGACCCCAGGGAGACCCCGGGGCCUUCCCCGGCCGCCCCCGGCUCGGAGGACGGGGAGGACGCGUCCGGGGGCAGCAGCCCUGAUGGCACCUGGGAGCCGGGUGAUGGCAGCGGGGACACCACGGCCCCCGAGCUCUGCUACGAGGCCGAGAGCCCCGACGAGGCUGCGCUGGUGCACGCGGCCCGCGCCUACGGCUUCACGCUGCUGUCCCGCACGCCCCAGCACGUGGCCGUGCGCCUGCCCCACGGCGCCCGCCUGGCCUUCCCCGUGCUCAGCACCCUGCCCUUCGACGCCACCAGGAAGCGCAUGUCGGUGGUCGUCCGGCACCCGCUGACCCGGGAGAUCGUGGUGUACACCAAGGGCGCCGACUCGGCCAUCAUGGACCUGCUGGAGGACCCGGCCUGCGAGUCGGACCCUGAGGUGGAGAAGAAGAUGCGGAAGAUGCGGGCGCGGACGCAGAAGCACCUGGACCUGUACGCCAGGCACGGCCUGCGGACCCUGUGCAUCGCCAGGAAGGUGCUGAGUGAAGAGGACUUCCGGCGGUGGGCCAGUUUCCGGCGGGAGGCCGAGGCGGCCCUGGACAGCCGGGACGAGCUGCUGCUGGACACGGCCCAGCACCUGGAAACGCGGCUCACCUUAGUUGGGGCCACCGGGAUCGAGGACCGCCUGCAGGAGGGCGUCCCCGACACCAUCUCGGCUCUGCGGGAGGCGGGCAUCCGGCUCUGGGUGUUGACGGGGGACAAGCAGGAGACGGCUGUCAACGUCGCCCACGCCUGCCGGCUGCUGGACCCCGCGGACACGGUCUACUCCAUCAGCACCGAGAGCCAGGCGACCUGCGCGUCCCUCCUGGACUGCGCCCUGGAGGAGGUGAGGCGGCUCCAGGUGGGCGCGCGGAAGCUGGCGGCGCGGCCCCAGGCGGGGCUGGUCGUGGACGGGCGCACGCUGCAGGCCGUGGUGCAGGGGGAGCUGGAGGAGAAGUUCCUGGAGCUGGCGCAGGGCUGCCGCGCGGUGCUCUGCUGCCGGGCCACGCCGCUGCAGAAGACCACGGUGGUGCGGCUGGUGCGGGAGCGGCUGCGCGCCAUGACCCUGUCGGUAGGCGACGGAGCCAAUGACGUGAGCAUGAUCCAGGCGGCCGACGUGGGUGUGGGGCUCUCAGGCCAGGAGGGCAUGCAGGCCGUCAUGUCCAGCGACUUCGCCAUCUCCCGCUUCUGCCACCUGAAGAAGCUGCUGCUGGUGCACGGGCACUGGUGCUACUCGCGCCUGGCCCGGAUGGUGCUCUUCUACCUCUACAAGAACGUGAGCUACGUCAACCUGCUCUUCUGGUACCAGUUCUUCUGCGGCUUCUCGGGGGCCACCAUGAUUGACUACUGGCAGAUGAUCUUCUUCAACCUCUUCUUCACCUCCCUGCCGCCCCUCCUCUUCGGCGUCCUCGACAAGGACGUGUCGGCGGCCACGCUGCUGGCCGUGCCUGCCCUGUACAGGAGCGGCCAGGACUCGGAGUGCUACAACCUGCGGACCUUUGGGCUGUCCAUGGCGGACGCCUUCUACCAGAGCCUCGUCUGCUUCUUCAUCCCCUACCUGACCUACCGGGACUCGGACGUGGACGUGUUCACCUUCGGGAUGCCCAUCAACACCAUCUCCCUCACCACCAUCCUCCUGCACCAGGCCAUGGAAAUGAGGACCUGGACCCUUCUCCACGGGCUGGUCCUCGCGGGCAGCUUCCUGAUGUACUUCGUGGUGACCCUCGUGUACCACGCCACCUGCGUCACCUGCAACAGCCCCACCAACCCCUACCGGGUGAUGGAAGGGCAGCUGGCGGACCCCACCUUCUACCUCGUCUGCCUCCUCGCGCCCGUGGCCGCUCUCCUCCCCAGGUACUUCCUCCUGGCUCUGCGCGGGACAUACGGGAGCUCACUCAUCACUCAGGCCCAGAGGCUCGAGCGGUUGCCCGCGGACAGGAGGGAGCAGCUCAUCCAGCGCUGGAGGAGUGGACGGCGGCCAGGGCAGGCCCCGCCUCGCCAGGGCCCAGCGCCCCCUGGCCCAGGAGAGGACCUGAGAGCCAGCGCCCCCGACAGGCCCCCACCCGGAGACAAACCCAGCUGGGACCCGGGGACGGACGCACCGGGCUCCGGGGGCUCCUCGGCCAGGCUCUCCCCCAAGGAGCACCUUCUGGGUGUCGGCGGGGCGACAGGCUCUGGGGCAGGUGGGGGACAGCGGCCCGCGGCCAGGGGUGGCCAUCGCCGGUCCCAGAGCUCGAUGACCAUAUGAGGAGGGACAGCUCAGGGGACGCCCCAAGCACUGGCCACACCUGGAGGGAAGAAGGUGCCUGUUGAGAGACCCCCUUCCCCAAAUGCGUGCACGCACACAUACACAAACACACUUACACACACACUCACAUACACACACAUGCACGCACCUCAGAAAGCAGAGCUAGGGGGCUGGAGCUAGCACAGCAGGUAGGGCGUUUGCCUUGCAUGCGGCCAACCCGGGUUCGAUUCCCAGCAUCCCAAAAGGUCCCCCAAGCACCACCAGGAGUAAUUCCUGAGUGCAGAGCCAGAAGUAAACCCUGUGCCUUGCCGGGUGUGACCCAAAAAGCAAAGAAGAAGAAAAAGAAAAAGGAAGCGGAGCUAGGAGUAAGCCUCACCAGCGGCGGCUCUCCCAGCAAAGGCAUUUGGAGCAGCGGUAAACUGUUUAGUGGGGUGAACGCUGACGGCUAAGGCGUGGUGUGAUCAAGGACAAACGGACGAACCUGCCCUGGAUCUUCGGUCAGGGAUGGGUGUGUGGAGGGGCGGACAGCCAGUCCCCAGGGGACUCUGAAGAGGCCCAGCCACCUGCAAAGAUGCCCAUGAAGAUGAGCACAAUGGGGUCGGCAGAGGCGGGCAAGCCCAGCCCGUGCGCUGACCAGCCCGCUGACCGGACAAGUCUUCCUUGUGCGCACUCUCUCUUCUCUCUGUCUCUCCCCCUGUCUCUAUCUCUCCCCCUGUCUCUCUCUCUCUCCCCAUCUCUGUCUCUCCCCCCUCUCUGUCUCCCCCAUCUCUGUCUCUCCUCCCCUCUCUCUCUCCUCCCUGUCUCUCCCCCUUCUCUGUCUCUCCCCCUUCUCUGUCUCUCCCCCCUCUCUGUCUCUCCCCCCUUCUGUCUCUCCCCCCUCUCUGUCUCUCCUCCCAAGCACUGCAGGAGGAGGUGCAGACAAGCACAUCAGGUCACAUCAGGUGACUGUGGGACUCAUCCCCCAGGAGGGGAAGGAGUCAGAGCCCCAAUCUCGAGGGGUCUUCCAGCCCCAGGACUCCCACCCACUUCUAAAAGCCACCAUGGUGUUUCUGGAACGACCAGUGCUGUGGGGAGAAACUGUCCUGGGAGGGGGGCUUCAUUUGAGUUGGGGGCACGGGGUGUUUUGGCUUUGCCCCUGGACCCUCUUAGCUGGGCUGGACGUGUCCUGGUUUUCUGCACUGAACAGUCCCGUAUCCGAGGGAACGCAGCCCUCCUGGGCCCGGGGGGACGUGCCAUCCCCGCCCCUCGCCCCUCUGUGCACCAACUGUGAAUUUCCCUGUGCCACCCUGGGGGCAAAGGUCAGGGCCAUGCGCCCCUCGGGCCGGGCAUCAAGUGAAUGAUUGUGAUUAAUUAGUACCUUUUUAUACCUCUGUGAGCUUCUACUGAAAGGAAACGCGUGUCCUCCUUUCUUUGUAGAAAAAAAUAAACAAGACUUUUCUGUA
Molecule: messenger RNA, 6050 nt
Organism: Sorex araneus (European shrew)
Lineage: Eukaryota; Metazoa; Chordata; Mammalia; Eulipotyphla; Soricidae
Gene: ATP10B
Product: ATPase phospholipid transporting 10B (putative)
Exons: 21
Coding region: 496-4608 (1370 amino acids)
Biological process (GO): phospholipid translocation
Cellular component (GO): plasma membrane
Molecular function (GO): ATP hydrolysis activity; ATPase-coupled intramembrane lipid carrier activity; ATP binding
Source: RefSeq, a predicted model, not a curated record